Messenger RNA from Fusarium venenatum, 852 nucleotides. RefSeq lists its product as uncharacterized. The record is from RefSeq and is a predicted model, not a curated record. Gene Ontology annotation, molecular function: oxidoreductase activity. Lineage: Eukaryota; Fungi; Ascomycota; Sordariomycetes; Hypocreales; Nectriaceae. Gene Ontology annotation, cellular component: cytosol.
AUGCCUUCUCCCAUCCACAAGACAACAUACCCAGCCAUCUCCCCUCUCCGUCCUGAGCUUUCCACCAAAGGAAAGAAUGCUCUCAUCACAGGUGGAGGCUCAGGUAUUGGCGCCAGCAUCGCAAAGUCCUUUGCAAAGUCAGGCGUAACCAACUUGGCUCUUCUCGGCCGCACAGGCAAAACACUCCUCGCAAACAAGGCCGAGAUAGAAGAAAAACAUCCCCAAACCAAAGUCUGGACCUAUACCGUUGACAUAUCUGACCCCGAGUCAACUCGAUAUGCCCUUGAAGCGUACGCCAAAGCAGUCAACGGCAAGAUCGACAUCCUCAUCGCCAACGCAGGAUAUAUGUCCAAGGCAGAACGUAUCACUGUAGCGGAUCCAGAUGACUGGUGGCGUGGUUUUGAGAUCAACGCAAAGGGGAAUUUCAAUCUCUUGCGCGCUUUUGAUCCUCUCGCUGCCCCUGGAGCAAGGGUUAUUCAUAUCUCAAGUCGAUCGACGUACAUGGAGUACCUGGAAGGUUUCUCUGGAUAUCGAGCAUCCAAGCUGGCCGCCUACAAGCUGUUUUCUUGGUAUGCGAAUGAAAACCCUGAUAAGAUUGUCCAUCAGUUCGACCCGGGUGUUAUCUUCGGCACUGGAAUGACAGCUUCGUUCGAGGGUCUGCUCAAGGAGAAGGGACUCGUGGGAGACGAUGUUGAACUCCCUAGUGACUUUUCAGUUUGGUUGGCUAGCGAUGAAGCAAACUUUUUGAGUGGUCGUUUUGUUGAGUGUGCGUGGGAUAUUGAGGAUCUUAAGGCGGCUAAGGAGGAAUUGAAGGCAUCGUGGAACAAAUGGACUAUCGGUUUGUUGGUUUAG